AUGCCCAACCCGGAACUUCGCCGACAGGUUAUCAAUAUUUACAAAGAGCUCCUUAAUAUCGGUCGCGAAUACCCCUUGGGUUAUGAAUACUUUCGAACGAGACUUCACCGCGCCUUUGCUAGUCAAGCACAUGUCGAAGAUGAGGAGCAAAUCAGAAACGGUAUAGCAAGGGCGGAGUUUGUGAAAAAGGAAACCAGGUACUAUCUCAAACGAUACCGCACCUUGAAACAGCGCUAUGGAAAUAGAUGA
Molecule: messenger RNA, 249 nt
Organism: Aspergillus ochraceoroseus IBT 24754
Lineage: Eukaryota; Fungi; Ascomycota; Eurotiomycetes; Eurotiales; Aspergillaceae
Product: electron transfer flavoprotein regulatory factor 1
Exons: 3
Coding region: 1-249 (82 amino acids)
Biological process (GO): respiratory electron transport chain
Cellular component (GO): mitochondrion
Source: RefSeq, a predicted model, not a curated record